Messenger RNA from Teleopsis dalmanni, 561 nucleotides. RefSeq lists its product as uncharacterized. Bases 1 to 561 code for a protein of 186 amino acids. NCBI's taxonomy places the organism in Eukaryota, Metazoa, Arthropoda, Insecta, Diptera, Diopsidae. The record is from RefSeq and is a predicted model, not a curated record. The transcript is spliced from 4 exons.
AUGGUUGUGUUCCGGAAUUUAAUACAAAAAAACCAUGAUAACACUCAGUGGAGACAAGAACCAAGUAUGUGGAAACAGGUAUCUUGUUCUGUGGAAUUCACAAAUAUAAAAUGUACGUCUCUUGAUAAGAAAUUUACCGAUUUCGAUUAUUGCUAUUUAAGAUCGAUAAAUCGUACCUACAAGUAUUUGUCUAUAAAGGCAAAACUCUUCCAAAAACCGGUGACAAAUGCAUCAGUACGUUGGACCGUUUUAAGAAAAACUAAUGGAUAUAAGCCGUUUCUGAUCGACUUAACAUUUGAUGUUUGUGAUUUUUUUAAAUCGCACAAGGAUUCGUUAUCAAGAUUAACCUAUAGCUUUUUUAGAGAUUACUCAAAUCUAAAUCAUACUUGUCCAUAUGAUCAUGAUGUAAUUAUAGAAAAACUUGAUACUAAUUUUAUGAAUAGUAAACUAUCGGCACUACCAAUAAAUUUACCAACAGGAGAGUAUGCUUUCUUUUCAACAUGGAUGGCUUUCAAUAUUCCUCGUGUAGAUGUUAAAGUUUACUACAAAAUAUUUAAAUAA